AUGGCACAAUCUUCUUACGCGUCUCCCAUUGACAUUUCGAGUUUUGCGGAGUUUGAGACUUUUGGGAAGACUAGCACUUCCAAUCCGGACAAGAUUGUUGAAUGUGUUUUUGCCCUCGACAUUGGUGGUUCAUUGGCCAAACUUGCCUACCAACACACCUUCCGCUACAAAGUGUGCGUUCCCAAAGAACUUUCCGAUCCUCAUUCCAAGAGUCGUACUUCUGUUUGCGGCCCUUUUGAAUUUUAUGAUUAUCGUGAACACGAGUAUGAGGGACACAAGCUCUGCUUUACCAAGUUUGAGACACGUCAUAUCGACUCCUGUCUCGAGUUUAUUCAUUCCAAAGUUCUUCCAAAUUACUCUGAUAUCGACAGGGAAACUGUCCGACUAGUUGGGCGUGUUACUGGUGGGGGAGCAUUCAAAUACAUGCAGAGUAUAAUCGAUAAAUUUGGAUUUUUUCUGGAAAUUGAACGUGUGGAUGAGAUGGCUUCUCUGGUUUCCGGUUGUACAUUCCUUCUACGAAAUAUUCCCGAUGAAGCUUAUAUUUAUGAUAAGCGGGCAAUGCCCUCUCAGAUAUUCCUUUCUUCAUUUAUGGUCAAUACUUAUCCCUUCCUCCUGGUUAAUAUUGGAUCGGGGGUGAGCUUUCUUAAGGUUGAAGCGGACUCUUCUUAUAAACGUGUUGGAGGAACCUCCCUUGGUGGUGGUACAUUUUGGGGCAUCGCAAGUCUACUAUCAGGAAGUAAGUAG
Messenger RNA from Rodentolepis nana, 744 nucleotides. The record is from the annotation of a GenBank genome assembly. NCBI's taxonomy places the organism in Eukaryota, Metazoa, Platyhelminthes, Cestoda, Cyclophyllidea, Hymenolepididae.